AUGACAGAAGCCGGCAGCGCUGCGCGUGCGCGGUAGGCGCGUGAAUGAGGAGCAUGGUUCGCCUCGACCGCAUCGCCCGCGCCGCUCUCCGUGCGGCCGACUCAGUGUCCGCUUGCGAUCCGAGCUAGCUUGUCGUGUUCGGUGUUUCUGUCACGUCAGUUUUUGCCGUCGCCGCUCGUCGCUAGCGGCCGUUCUACUACCGACAUAAGAUGCUUGCGUUCAGCGCAGUGGAUACCGUUUGUGAUACAGUUUUUCAAAGUGUUUAAAGUGGAUUCCGGACUAUACCAGGCCGUGGAGCACGCGCAGCGGCUCGAGCGCUCCCAGGCCAUGUAUGUCAUAAAUUUAGAGAUGGCGCACGAGAGUGCUAGCGGUGCGGAGGGCUCCCCCCACCACACGCCGUCGCCUCCCCACGUGCCACGCCUCCCCGCCGACACCAGCUUCCAUCACCAGAUCAUGCAGAAUCAGAGCCCGAGAAAGAAAGACCUCCAUAUAGCGGAGAGAGCGAAACAAACGUUAGAGAAUAAUUUCCUGUUGCAAUUGAAGAAACAGCAACAGCUCCAGCAGGAGAUCUUGUUGCAGCAUUUCCAGCAACAACAACAACAGUUAGCCGAGCAACACGAACAGCAAAUCAGGCACCAUGUAAAGUUAUGGGAGCAACAGAAAGCAAUGGAGGAGGCGGCGCUGCGGGAGGCGCGCGAGGCCCGCGAGGCGAGAGAGGCGCGCGAGCGGCACGAGCGCGACCGCGUCGAGCUGCUGCGGAAGAAGGAUAAGCACGAGCACAGUGCCAACGCUUCCACUCAAGUCAAACAGAAGCUGCAGGAGUUUCUAAAGAAAAAACAGGCCGCAGCAAAUGCCAAUGGAACAAUACCUCCAUCUUCACCGUAUAGGAAUUGGGGUAUCGUAAAAUCGUCAUCGGGAGAAUCAAUAACUUCCACGGGGGCUACCGCCACCGCUCACCCUUACAGACUCGCGGCGCCCUUGCCCCUGACGCUCAACGCUGCUCCCCCUCAACCCUCGCCCGCAGACUUUCCACUGAGGAAAACCGCGUCGGAGCCCAACAUGCUGAAGGUGCGGCUCAAGGCGCGCGUCAUAGAGCGCCGCGCCUCGCCGCUCGCGCGCCGCCCGCUCAAGACGCGCAUCAAGCACCGCAAUUGCGAGGGCUCGUCCCCCCGCGGCUCCCCGCCGGGCGCGGUGGCGGCUCCCAUCCGCGAGGAGGAGGAGGGCUCGCGCGCACCCGAGCUCCUGUUCUCGUCGCCCUCGCUCCCCAACAUCUCGCUGGGCCGCCCGCACGCCCUCGCUGCGCCGCGACACGCGCCCGCGCCGCCCGUCACCGUGGCGCUCCCGCCCGUCUCCGAGGCGGAGGCCUACUGCGGCGCGGCCGCUCUGGGCGCCCGGCUCAGCAAGCGCCCGCUCGGCCGCACGCACUCGGCGCCGCUGCCGCUCGGCGAUCCCGCCCUGCAGCCGCCCUCGGCGCACCACUACCUACGCGACCAGAUUCGCAAGACCGUGCUGACGCGCGCGCACGACGCCGCGACGGCGCAGCUGCGCGAGGAGGAGGGAGAAGUGAUCGAUCUGACGGCUCGACGAGCCGCCCCCGAGAGCUCGUCGAGCGCGGGGCCGGGCGCGGAGCCCCCGGGCGCCGCGCCGCUGGCCCGCGCGCUCAGCUCGCCGCUGGUCGGCGCGCGCGCGCCCGCCACGGGCCUCGCCUACGACGCGCUCAUGCUCAAACAUGGGUGCGCGUGCGGCGCCCACGCGCCCACGCACCCCGAGCACGGCGGGCGGCUGCAGUCGGUGUGGGCGCGCCUGUACGAGACGGGGCUGGCGGCGCGCACGGAGCGCACGCGCGCGCGCAAGGCCACGCUGGAGGAGCUGCAGGCCGUGCACACGGAGGCGCACGUGGCGGCGUGGGCGGGGCGCGCGGGCGCGGCGGGCGGCAAGGCGGGCGCCGUGCCGCUCGUGCGCCUGGCGUGCGGCGGGCUGGGCGUGGACGCCGACACGGCCUUCAGCGACACGCACACGCCGCCCGCCGCGCGCCUGGCGGCCGGCGCGCUGCUGGACCUGGCCGUGCGCACGGCGCGCAACGAGCUGCGCAACGGUUUCGCGAUAGUGCGGCCGCCGGGCCACCACGCGGAGCCGAACCAGGCGAUGGGUUUCUGCUUCUUCAACAACGUGGCCAUCGCCGCGCGCAUCCUCCACACGCGCCUCGGCCUGCAGAGGAUACUCAUCGUGGACUGGGACGUGCACCACGGUAACGGCACGCAGCAGAUAUUCUACGAGGACCCGCACGUGCUGUAUAUCAGCCUGCAUCGCCACGACGACGGCAACUUCUUCCCGGGCACGGGCUCCGCCAGCGAGUGCGGCGCGGGCGCCGGGCUCGGCUACACCGUCAACAUCGCCUGGCCCGGACACCCGCCGCUGGCCGACGCCGAGUACCUCGCCGCCUUCCGCUCCAUCGUCAUGCCCAUCGCCAAGGAGUACGACCCGGAAAUCGUUCUGGUGUCGUGCGGGUUCGACGCCGCCGGCGGACACCCCGCGCCCAUGGGCGGCUACAACGUGUCCGCCGCCUGCUUCGCGCACAUGACGCGCGACCUGAUGAGCCUCGCCAACGGAAAGGUGGUGCUGUCGCUGGAGGGCGGCUACGACCUGGCGGCCAUGUGCGACUGCGCGCAGGAGUGCGUGCGCGCGCUGCUGGGCGACCGGCUGGCCGCGCCGCCGCUGAGCGAGCUGGCGCGCACGCCGGCGCCGCACGCGCAGCGCGCGCUGCGGGCCGCCGCCGCCGCGCAGGCGCCGCACUGGCCGCAGGUCAAGCGCUACGGCGCGCUGGCCGGCGCGUCGGCGCUGGAGGCGGGCGCGGCGCGCGCGGGCCGCCUGCAGAGCGAGCGCGACGCCGCCGACACCGCGGCCGCCAUGGCCACGCUGUCCGUGCACCCGCCGCUGCCGCCGCAGACGCGGCCGCUGGCGCUCAGCCGCUCGGGCAGCUCGCGCUCGGUGUCGGAGGAGCCGAUGGAGCAGGACGAGGGCAAGUGAGCGCCCGGGGAGUCUCCGCCGCACAUUCCGCGCCCUCGUCGAGGCCCGGGGGGCCGAGCUCCGCCGCGAGAGGGGAGGCCGCCUCGCUGACGUGUUAUAUGUAUAUUACAUAGAGAGCGUCCGUUCGAUGUGAUUCAUAAUGAAUCGGUCGCCGUGAGACGGACGCGCGUGUAGGUGGUGAAAUUAAGACAAAUCUUAAUUUGAAAGCUUUAAAACGUAGAAAAAUUGUAAGUGUACAAAAUAAUAUUAAAUAUUUGGAUAUGCUUUGAGCGCGACCGCGACGGCUAGCUUUCACGCCGGCGAGUCGCCGUUCUCGAUCUGUCGGUAACUCGUUUCGAUCGACAUUCCGUCACGAACUUCGUAUUAUUGUCUAUGUCUAUACCAAAGACUUCAGAUUUGAAAAAUGUUAAAAAUAUAAUUGUAUCGUAAUCGUACUCGUUAACUGAACGUCCUCGUAGAAACUCGCUGCGUUAAAUAAUAUUACUUUCGAAUGAAACGUUGUGUCCCUGUAUCGUUGCGAUUUUAUAGCAAAGUCUAUAAACUAGAGUAUUUAUUAGCCCAGUAAAUAUUGUUAUUUUUGUAUGAAAAAGAGUUUACGAAUUGCCUGAUCGAAUGAAAGAUGUAAAUGUGAUGAAUUGUGUCCGUUCGUCCGUAAAGAGCUUCUCGUCUUGACCGAACGCGAUAUUUUAAUGAAUAUUGUCUAUAGAUGAAUUUUUAUUCGAUGAAACUAAUCGAUGUUGUGUCACGUACUCGUUCCUUAAGAUCGUAGUUUUCUGGAUAUUAUACGACGAUACCGUAAGCGUGUCGGACUUCGUCACCCACUCGCUGUCCGGAGACGCGAGCCGUCCUCGCGACACUCGUAUGUGUGGUUACAAUCGACAUAUAACUGCUGACCUUUUUCGUAAGUGUUAACGUCACAGAUAAUAAAUACACGUCGGGUACGUCACGCGUACACGGUGACGCCAGAUGUAAAUAUGCAGCCCUCGAUGAAACGAAAAAAAGCAAACUCGCGUACUCUAAGAUUCCUACCUACCAGCCGGCAUAACUUUACACGAUAGGAUAAUUUGUAGCGCAAUUGUAAUUUCAUCACAGUCGAGUUCAGUAAGGGCUCUCCGAGCGGCGGGUGAAAUGAUAUAUUUUUGUAAAGGCUGUCCACUCGCCGGCCGGCGGCUGCCCGGCGCCGGCGCGGGCGCAACGUACGUCGCGGGAUCCGAUCCCUGUACGAUAAACAGAUUUAAACAAUGUUGUAUCUUUGAGAGUUUUAUUGUUAAAUUGGAAUACAGAUGAAAUAAUUAUUUAAUAAAUGUAUAUAAUAUUAUAUAUAUAUUUGGAAAUA
Messenger RNA from Vanessa tameamea, 4363 nucleotides. RefSeq names its product histone deacetylase 7 (gene HDAC4). Gene Ontology annotation, biological process: negative regulation of transcription by RNA polymerase II. Gene Ontology annotation, molecular function: transcription factor binding; histone deacetylase activity. NCBI's taxonomy places the organism in Eukaryota, Metazoa, Arthropoda, Insecta, Lepidoptera, Nymphalidae. Bases 328 to 3027 code for a protein of 899 amino acids. Gene Ontology annotation, cellular component: histone deacetylase complex. The record is from RefSeq and is a predicted model, not a curated record. The transcript is spliced from 16 exons.